GACCAGCUGGGGCACCUGGCCAAGUGCGGCGAGGCCCCUCUGCCCCUCGGCUUCGCGCCCGACAAGGAGAACGGGAAACCAGGGCCUGCUGGACGGUGGUUGCCCCAUGCCAUGCGCCCUCGGUGGAUGGCAGGGAUUGGCGCGCGGGCGGGCCAGCCGUUGCUGCGCAGGAGCGACGGCGCGACGAACGCCUUCGCCUACCGCUUGAAGACCGAGCUGGAAGGGGACAUUCGCGAGAGGCAGGUGACGGACCCCGAGCCCGAGGCGAGGGGCAUCGCCUUCGCCACGCGCGUCACGAGCAUCAGACGCGCCGCGCCCACGGCGGCACGGGACGCUGCUGAUGAGCGCCUGGCCGUGCGCAGCGGCAGCGAGGGGCCCAUGGGCGGCGCGUCGGAGCCUGUGCUUUUCAUGCGCAACUACCGCCGCGCCGCCUGGGCGCGGGCUGACUUCGAGCGCUGCCAGCGCAGCAGCGACGCCACCAUCAUGGUCGGGCGCUUCACGGCCGUGGACGCACGCAUGGGCACCUUCGUGAACGACAUUGCCAAGGCGCUGCUGAUCCCCAACACAGCUUGUACCCCGGCGGCCUGGCCCCCCCUGGCCACUGACCCCUACCUCGACCUGGCUCGGGCGGCGAGAGGCCACGCGCAGAACCAGAUGCAGGACGUCGCCCCCGCCCUGAGGUCGAGGCAGCUCGCCCCCCCGACGGCGGAGUCGCUUGUGGCGUCGGCACGCCCAUGGGGCAUCCUAGCGCGCGCGCUCAUCAUCGAGGACCCCAGCCCCGUUGCCACGGGCACGCUGGACGGGGGGACGGGGUUCGCCGACCAGGCCCAGAACCUCCGCUGCCGCGCCGCCAGGCUGAAGGACGUGUCCAGGAAGGCCAAGGACAAGGUCGCCGAGGUGGCCAUCUACGUGGGGGCCGACGUGGCCCCACAGGAGCUCUGCCCCUUGGCCCCCCCCGCGAUGGCGGUCUUCGCUGCCAUGGCGGAGUCGAGGGCCACCCAGGGGGUGGGCAAGAUCAACCGCGUUGCCCUGGAAGUCAAGGCGCCCCUGGCCAAUGACCUCUGCCUCGACCUGGCCCUGGCGGUGGGAGGCUACGCGGAGAACCGAAAGAUGCAGGAUGCCGUCUCCGCCCCGACGCGCACGAUAAUCCUAGAGGAUCCCAUUCCCGUGGUCAAGGGCAUGCAGGUCGAGGGGUUGGCGCCCGCCGACCAGGCCCAGCACCCCCGCAGCCGCGCCCCCAGGCUGAAGGAAGAACCCAAUAAGGCCAAGGACAAGGCCGCCGUGGUGGCGAUCAACAAGGAGGUGGUGGGCAAGAUCAACCGAAUCGACGUGGAAGAGUGGGCCAACGAGAGGGUGGGCAACACGCCCGUGAAGUUGUGCAGGCCCGAGAAUUGCGACAACGAUGGCCAGGUCAAGAUCGCCCUCUCCGUUGCCUACCAGGAGAGGGAGGAGAUCUGCGUGGAUUCGUUCAG
Messenger RNA from Prorocentrum cordatum, 1472 nucleotides. Lineage: Eukaryota; Dinophyceae; Prorocentrales; Prorocentraceae. The record is from the annotation of a GenBank genome assembly.